AUGGACCGACUGACAGUGGAGGUGUUACAGACUGAGCUGGACGCACCGUGCACCUGCCUCAUCUCCUCCUCCAGCAGGACCGAGGACUUCAGCAGCACGAGCAGUGAUUUGGGGCUCCUGCCCCGCUCCCGGGGCACACUGAAGUUCUCUCUCCUCUACUGCAGAGAGCGAUGUGAGCUGCUUUUGACUGGCCUGGAGGCCUGGGGGCUGCCUAGCCGGGAGUGUACUGAGUCUGCCGUCCGGGUCCGACUGCUGAGGCACAUCCCAUCCCACAUCCCUGGUCUCCAGUGCAUGGUCCAGGAGUGGAAAAGCCGGGUGGUGAAGAACUGCUGCAGGCCAGCCUUUGGGGACCACUUUGUCUUUUCCCUUCAGGAUGCCGAGGUGGAGAAGAGCACCCUGAAGCUGGAGGUUCAACGAUUUGACAAAUACUCCAGAAACGCUGUGCUGGGGGAAGUCAGGGUCACCCUGAGCGAGCUAAAGGCUUCCCAAAGUUUGGUUUUGUGUAAAGAGCUGCAGAAGACUACAAAGGACGUUGUGGGAGAAGUGCUUGUGUCCCUAAAGUGCCUUCCCAUCUCUCAGAGGAUAGAGGUCGGGCUGCUCAAGGCAAAAACCACAUCCCCUCGAAGCACUGCAGAGAACAAUGUAUAUGCGAGGAUAGAUGUUUCCUGCAGACGCCACAGAGAAAAGCACCAGAAGUCCAGGCCACGGGCCCACACACCGCUCAUCAUCUUCAACGAGACUUUCCUAUUCCACAUGCCUGAGCCCCCAGCGUGGGACUGUACGGUCCUGGUCUCCAUUUAUGAAGUGGACUCAGACUCCAGGCAUCUCAUUGGACAGGCCACCCUGGGGAAGAGAAGAGCGAGCGAAGCUGCCGACCACUGGGGCCUCAUGAUAAAGUCCAUCCAGCAGCCCGUAGCUAAAUGGCAUCCUCUGCUCAUUUAGAGGGGAUGUCUUCUGCAGCAGUUGCAUGUGGUAAAUCUGGCCAGGUUUUCUGUCACAAAGACAAGCCAAGGCAGCGCUCACAGUGGGUACAUCUAAAAAAAAAAAUGGAUCAGAGCCUGAAAUUCAUGCUCCCGAAGACGUGAACAGUUGUAACGAUCUUUUGGCUUUCUCCUGCUCCUUGCUGCUCCUCCAUCUUUGCUGAUCCCAUGACAUCUAUAGGAUAGCAGCAGGGUUUCAGUAGCGCCUUGAGCUGGAGAAGGUUUGUACCUCAGAAAGGAAGUAGCCUGCCCUGCUCACUAUGAGCACUCACUAUGAAUAGACAAGAUGAAAAAGGGAUGAGAAGGAGGAGGAGUCAACGAUCCUAUUUGUAAGAUAGAAAAGCACUAAGAGGUUAGUUGAUUUGUCUAAGCUCAAACAAGAAAUGUAGCUGGGAGCUUGAAUUUGUAUUAAGAUCCUCUCCAGCACUUCAGAAAGCCAUCACCAUUUUUUACCUAGUAAUGUCCCAGGCUUGGCUUGUUAGAACUUCCAAGUUUGUUGCAGAAAGAGUGAAAACAGAGGUCCUGGGGCUAUUGGAGUGAAGCUGUCUCGGUGUGAGCACCACUGUGCUUGCACAGGACAGGUUGCUAACGGGAAAGCGCCACCCAUCUCUACUCCGAGAUGCCAGCCAGAGGCUUUCAUUAGCAGUACAGCCAUCCCAAAGCUGAACACGGACACCUCUCCCCACACUGUGGGCACGAGGGUGAUAUGUCUUCUCUGACCUCCGAGCAGAGACAGCUUCUCAUGCUGCUUGGGAAGAGACAUCUCCCUCCAGGGAAGGAUGCUGCUCCCUGCACCCGGGAGGGCGGCUGCUACGCUGGAAGGUGACCACAGCUACAGGGCUCUGCCCUGGAUCCAUGUCCGGACACAGGGAACACGAAAGCGAGACACGUCAGCCAUCUGCCCACCUCACAUCAUCCUUCUGCCGCAGGAACCUCUGAUGGAGGCUGGAGAAGGGCUGGAGCUGGAGCUGCCUUCCCACCCUCUUCCUCUCCACUCCAGCUGGGUCUGACGACUUGAGCAUUUCCUGCAGCCUGAAGCGGCGAGUUUAGUGUACCUGCUGGCAUUCUUACUGCCAUUAAUUCCAAUGAACGUGGAUAUUCUUGCUGUCCAUAUGCAUUUAGUCUUUUUCUGAAUCUUGAUGUAUUUUUGCCCUUUGGGAAUUCCUGGGCCAUGUUCAUUGCAUGUC
This is a messenger RNA of Chroicocephalus ridibundus (black-headed gull), 2167 nucleotides long. Its product is annotated as synaptotagmin-11-like. Gene Ontology annotation, molecular function: SNARE binding; clathrin binding; calcium-dependent phospholipid binding. Gene Ontology annotation, biological process: regulation of dopamine secretion; calcium-ion regulated exocytosis; regulation of calcium ion-dependent exocytosis. The record is from RefSeq and is a predicted model, not a curated record. The transcript is spliced from 5 exons. Gene Ontology annotation, cellular component: plasma membrane; exocytic vesicle. NCBI's taxonomy places the organism in Eukaryota, Metazoa, Chordata, Aves, Charadriiformes, Laridae. The coding region runs from base 1 to 942 and encodes 313 amino acids.